Molecule: messenger RNA, 1016 nt
Organism: Cucumis sativus (cucumber)
Lineage: Eukaryota; Viridiplantae; Streptophyta; Magnoliopsida; Cucurbitales; Cucurbitaceae
Gene: OP1
Product: thiosulfate sulfurtransferase 16, chloroplastic
Exons: 6
Coding region: 173-727 (184 amino acids)
Source: RefSeq, a predicted model, not a curated record
CAUUCCCAUCACUCCCCUAAUCAUUCAUUCACACUCAUCAUCUCUCAUACUCCAUAUCUAUCCCUCAGACUACUCCAUUAUUGUUGUUACUAUAUAUCUCCUUCCCCCUUCUUCUUCUUUCUCUCAAAGCCACAACUUUCUUCACUUAAUUCUUCAUUUCUUUUGUUUGGCCAUGUCGUCUCUCACUUCUUCAUCCUCUUCCAUUGCUUCUUCCACUUCUCAUCUCCUCCUUCCCAACACCAAUAAUCUCACUUCAAGAGGGAGGUUGUUGCCGAUGAUCACCGGUUCUCUGCAGCGCCGCCGCAGAGACUCUGCCAUCAGCUAUAAACAUUGGAGCACCAGUCGGAAUGCUGUUCUAAGAGAAGAGCUAGAAGCGACAGCAGUUCCGACGUCGGUGCCAGUUCGUGUAGCUCUGGAGCUUCUUCAAGCCGGGCAGCGAUACUUAGACGUUAGAACCCCGGAAGAGUACAGCGUUGGCCAUGCCCCGGGCGCCAUUAACAUACCGUACAUGUACAGAGUAGGUUCAGGAAUGACAAGGAAUCCACAUUUCUUAGCGGAAGUGGCGAUUUAUUUUAGAAAAGAUGAUGAAAUUAUUGUUGGAUGCCUAAGUGGAAAGCGGUCUCUUAUGGCUGCUGCCGAUCUUCUUGCUUCCGGAUACAACUAUGUAACGGACAUAGCAGGUGGAUAUGAAGCUUGGUCUCGCAAUGGACUGCCUAUGGAAUUCUAAAUCAUUACUUCCAAGCUUCAUAUGCUUUCAAGUGUACAGUUACCGACACCAAUAAUCUCUUUCACAACCAUUCAAUAAAACCUCCCUCAAAUGCUCAAAACAAACUUCAAUUAGUGAUAAAAAAGAAUUGUACUUAGAGAAAAUCUUUCCAUGGUCUCAGUUUUUUUCUUCUUUGGUAUAGAAACUAUCAUAAUGUUCAAAGGUCUUUUCAUCGACCGAUCGUGUAAAUCUCAAUAAAUGUAAAUUUUUAUUUUCGUGAGUAUUUGAAAAUUUUCAUGUUAUGGCUUAA